Messenger RNA from Odobenus rosmarus divergens (Pacific walrus), 989 nucleotides. It is a transcript of the gene RASL11A, whose product is annotated as RAS-like, family 11, member A. Gene Ontology annotation, molecular function: GTPase activity; GTP binding. Bases 14 to 742 code for a protein of 242 amino acids. Lineage: Eukaryota; Metazoa; Chordata; Mammalia; Carnivora; Odobenidae. The record is from RefSeq and is a predicted model, not a curated record. The transcript has 4 exons.
CGGCGCGCUCUCCAUGCGGCCGCCCACCAUGUCUGGGCACUGUCUGCUCGCGCCCAUCCCCGAGUCCUCCUCCGACUACCUCCUGCCCAAGGACAUCAAGCUGGCCGUGCUGGGUGCCGGCCGCGUGGGCAAGAGCGCAAUGAUUGUGCGCUUCCUGACCAAGAGAUUUAUUGGCGAUUAUGAACCGAAUACAGGCAAGUUGUAUUCACGGCUCGUCUACGUAGAGGGAGACCAGCUCUCCUUGCAGAUCCAGGACACCCCGGGGGGCAUCCAGGUCCAAGACAGCCUGACCCAGGUAGGUGAUUCCCUGGCCAAGUGUGUGCAGUGGGCAGAGGGCUUUCUGCUGGUCUACUCCAUCACGGACUAUGACAGCUACCAGUCCAUCCGCCCCCUUUACCAGCACAUCCGGAAGGUCCACCCUGACUCCAAGGCCCCUGUCAUCAUCGUGGGCAACAAGGGGGACCUUCUGCAUGCCCGGCAGGUGCAAACGCAUGAUGGCAUUCAGUUGGCCAAUGAGCUGGGCAGCCUGUUCCUUGAAAUUUCCACCAGCGAAAACUACGAGGACGUCUGUGAUGUGUUUCAGCAUCUCUGUAAAGAAGUGAGCAAGCUGCACAGCCUCAGCGGAGAGAGGAGGAGAGCCUCCAUCAUUCCCCGGCCGCGCUCUCCCAACAUGCAAGACCUCAAGAGGCGCUUCAAGCAGGCUCUGUCUUCCAAAGUCAAAGCCCCCUCUGCACUGGGGUAAACCCAUCUCACACAGACUCGGCUCCUUUUUAUUGUGCAUUUGUGCAGCUGAAAAAGACAGGGGACCUCCCUUUUUAAUUACACAUUCAAAGUUUAUUUUUAUACAAACUGUUGGUUUUCAAGUGUAUGUGUAUUUCUGAAAAUUCAGUGAUUGCCUAGAAGUUGGAGAGGUUUUUUUUUAAAUAAUUUUUUUUUUUUUUUACUGUAACUGCUAGCCACUUUCCCAUUAAAGGCAAAAUGGCAACAUU